Messenger RNA from Vespa velutina, 626 nucleotides. Its product is annotated as succinate dehydrogenase assembly factor 4, mitochondrial-like. Gene Ontology annotation, biological process: mitochondrial respiratory chain complex II assembly. Bases 103 to 480 code for a protein of 125 amino acids. Lineage: Eukaryota; Metazoa; Arthropoda; Insecta; Hymenoptera; Vespidae. The record is from RefSeq and is a predicted model, not a curated record. The transcript has 3 exons. Gene Ontology annotation, cellular component: mitochondrion.
GUGAAUAUAUGUAUAUAUAAUUAAAUACAUGCUAUUACUUUAUCAGCUGUUCGCUGAAGAAACAUAACCUUCUUAACAAAUUUGUACAAAUUUAGUGAAAAAAUGCUUAGUAGCAAAGUUUUGAACAAUAUGGCGCAAAAUGUUCGAAUAAUACUUGAUCUGAAAGAAUUGAACAAAACUAAUAGACUUGCAUUUUUCUUAUAUAGUCUUUUCAUAGAUUGCAUACGUUUGUUUUCGGAGAAAAAAACAAAUGGAAAAGUGGAAAGUGAAAGGAUUAAAGAAUUUAGGAAGAAAUUACGUACACCUAUAGAUAAAUUACCAGAAUUUGAUGAAGGGAAGCAUCCAUAUCAAGAAAAAGAACCUUUGAAAUCAUUUCCAGAUAAUACAAAUCCAAAAACAGGUGAAAUUAAUGGACCUCGUGGACCAGAACCAACUCGUUAUGGAGAUUGGGAAAGAAAAGGACGUGUGACAGACUUUUAGAUAUUCAUUCAAUACAACUAUCACAAUAAUUAUUUUAGAAAAACUAUAUUAAUUAUGUAUCAUUAGUAAUAUUUCCAUUAUAAUGUUAUUGUGUAAAUUGUAAAUAUAAGUUAUGCAUAGUAAAAUAUUAAUAUUAUAGAACUUUA